AUAACCUGGUAACACUGACAGUUUGCGUGCGAAUUGCGUCCUCAUUCAGACAGCACGUAUUUUGCUAAUUAAUUAAAAUAAUACAACAGUAAAUCACUUUUUUCGAAUUGAUUCAUUACAAGUGGAAUGUAUAGUGAUGCAUAAAAUAUUAGUUCAUUAUGUCCUAGUAACGGAAUACUCUACAAUGACCCUUGAGUUCACGGCUGCAUUUGCUUGCGCAUCGUGAUAUUACCCAAUUUGGUGAAGAAAUUCCAAACAUUCUAUCCGUUUGUUUUGUUUAUUUUCCGCAGAUCAUAUUCACAUGAACGCCUGGAGGUUGUAUUCUGUCUGUAUCAGUUGCAAAUGCUGCAUUAUGGUUAUGAUGUUCAUAAUCGAGUCAUUGAACCUAGUUGCGGCGUGGUGACACUGUGCUGUGGUUUGUGGGUCGUAAAUAUGUAAAUAAACAUGAACGAUAUCAGCGUAAAAAUAGUGGAAUCAGUGAAGGAGCAGCCCGUCGGUGAUGAGACGCCCUCGGCUGGUAUCCUUGCGGAUAAUGCGGUGGAUCCAUUGGCGAUAGAAGACAGUGCCGUGGGUGUUUCAAAGACUCCUUUGAAUGAAGAGGGCACGCCAGAGAUUGUAAUAAAGGCGGGAAUCUGUGAUGAAAAUGCCAAAGAUGAGAAGUCCAGUGAGAGUGAUAGGAAGGAAUGUGAUAAGUUAGUUGCAUUACAAGCAGAAAGGAUAAAAGAGGAAUUACUCAAAGAGGAUAGCAACUCUCCCUGUUUUGUCGAGCCGUCCGAAGAGAAGGCGACACUGGUUCAUGAUGCAGAGACUCCGGUUGAGGCAGAGCAGACAGAACCAGUUGCCGAACCAGUUGCAGCUGACGAGGAGCCUAUGACGGUUGAUGAGCCCGUUAAGGAGCCUGAGACUGUAGCCGUAGCUGAAGCCCCUAAAACCGUUAUCCCCGUAGAAACACCUCCGCCUAAGGAACCCAGUCCUCCCAAAGAAGUUCUACCGGUUGUUGAAGUUCCAUCGACGGUGGAAACCGAUGUAGAGAUGAACGAAACACCAAAAGCUGACGACAAACCUGAACCCCCCAAGGAUCCCAAGCCUAAAAAGGAAUCUGUAAAUGGUGAUGUUAGUAAGGGAAGUCAUAAGGAUGACCAAUCUUCGAAGCGGCGCGCCAGCGAAGAUGUCGAAACAGAUUCUCCCCUCAAGAAACUGUACCAAGAAGUAGAGAAGGCCUUCCCUCAACACGAUGUUAUGAUCAACGACUACAUACAAACCGCCACGAAAAAUAACAUAGAGGAAAUACAAAAGCACACGGAACAGUUGUUAGCAGAAAUACAGACCUUACGUGAACUAGCACAGAAAAAGGAACAAGAAUGGAACAAUAUACUGCACUUAAAGAAAGUGAAAGAGGAAAUUUUACUAAGGUUGUUAAGAAGAAAGCAAGUACUGUCAUUUGAAAAGGCGGCUGAGGUGAACGGAUCAGACCGCACUGACCCAUUUGACUACUUGAAUCAAGCAAAAAACUUAGCGAUAGACAAAAGUGACGAGAUCUCAGGGUUGUCAAUCAAGCAGCCUGGCCCCUCAAGCAUGAGCCCCAUGAUGCAACCUCAAGUGAUGCCGGUGACUUCCCACUUCAACCCUAUGUCAGGGCUGCCCCCACCAUACGACAAAGCUGCACAUAUGCAAAAUAUGCCAAAGCCAGUUUACCCGCAGCCCAUGAUGAUGCCUGGCCCAAUGCCAGGGUUCCCACGGGACAUGAACGGGCAAUUGCCCACUGGGUACAACAUGCCUAUGGGUCGGCAGGGCCCCACCAAGGAUGUGAAGUCGAUUAUUGCUGAUUAUAGACAGCGGAAUCCUGAGAUGACUCCGCGAAGGGGUCGGAGAAUGAAAUCGAUUUUAAAUCCUAAUAUGAUGGGUGCCCCGAGGCCAAUAGCACCGAAAAUGGAUAGCAUGAACAACUUGAACAACCUGAAUAUGCUUUUCAACAAUUUAGAUAUGAACCAAAAAGCGAUGCUGGAAAGGUUGCAACAGAUCCAAGCGGGAGGGUUACCCAAUGGGCUCUCGUUCAAAGACGUACUCGUUCAGUUCGCAAAUAUGCAGCAGAGCAGUUCCGGGCUCAUUCCGCCGCGGCCGGAGCCCCCGAGGCCGGAGCCCCACGCGCGCCCGGAGCCCCGCCGCCGGCCCGAACCGCGCCAUGAAGAGAUGCACCCGCCGCCUAAACAGGUGGAAAGACUGGCAUCCCCUAGUCCCCGAUUGCCCCCACCACCCCCCUACCCCGAGAUCUCACUACUCCCCGUCACCACACAAGAGAGCCAGACUUCCCAACAAAACUCUUUGCUGCACGGCAUACUGACCAAGAGCUGCGGCGAAAUCACCAUCACUCCCGUUCAGCCGGCGCCGCCGCCGGCGCCCGACCCCCAGCCGGAGAAACCCGAGGAGGUCGUCCAAUUGCAGGACGACGAAGAGAGCCCCGGCUCGUCGGGCUCGGGCGGCGGCUCGCCCGCGGGCUCGGGCUCCGGCUCGGGCUCGGGCCGCCUCGUCAUCGACGAGCAGGCGGCCGCGCAGCCCUCGCCCGACGACGCGCCGCUCUGCCAGGGCUGCCGCCGCCGCGACGCGCAGUUCGUGUGCGCCGGCUGCGCCAACCAGUGGUACUGCAGCCGCGACUGCCAGGUCGCGGCGUGGGACGAACACUCGGAAAUGUGUUCAGGAUAAUGUAAGUGACUCCGGCCGCAGCAGCGGCUCCGCGACUUUGCUCGGUGUUAGCGCAUCUAGUGUCAUCUGCCUUAUAAUAACUAUUAAUAAUUACGUGAACAUAAGAAUUCGUGAGAAUCUCUAUUUUGGACGCAACAAUUUUUUGCGUAGUCUCGUAUUUUUUUACAACGUAUGACGGUUUUUACAUUCGUUCGUACACGUUCAAAAUAUUUAUUGGUUUUGUGAAUUGCUAAAGAAGGUGCAUUUUUCCACAGUGGGUUAUACCUUAUACUCGGUCACAAAAUAUCUAGUGAUAGUUGUAUUUAUUCCUAAACAUUUAAAUCAUAAUUCUACUUAAAAUGAAUACAGUUAUUGACCACUGUGGACCGAGUUCGAAGAAUAUAAUGUAAAAAAUACGCCAACUGCCGAUAUAGUGAUACAACUCAAACUUAUUGUAUUUAUUGUGUAAGUCGGCCGAUUGUGUCAUUUACAAUCCGAUAGCAACCUCUUCAGGAUCUUUAGCCGCCGUCAUAUUGUCUAUUAUGACUUUAUGACGUCGGUUUAUUGCAUAACUGUUCCAAAAUCCGGUUCUGUUCCGAAACCCGGUUCUGUUUUGUUCCAAAAUCCGGUUAUGUUCUGUUCCAAAGCCCGAUUCUGUUCUGUUCAAAGGUCCGUGUUUUUGCUACCACAACUUUCCGUACAGGAUCACAAUAGGAUCCUAUUCUGAAACGCAAACGAAAUUGAGCAGAGAUUCAAUUAAAUAGAGCUCAAAGCAAGCAAAUAUAUUCGUGAUAAUAAUCGAUACAAUGACAACACGCUAGCAAUAUUAAAGCUUUCUUUUAUAGCGUUUCAAUUGAUCUUUAGUUGAUUUUCCCAACAAUAAAGUUACAAAAUCUUUUUCUAUUUCAAUAAUAAAGUUAUGAUUCCAACUUCGUGGAAGUAGAGGAAUUUUCUCCUAUUAGGUAUCCCGAUUUUCAGUAGCAGACUGCCAUCGGCUAAAAUAUAUCGUCCGUUCUAGUUCAGUAGGCCGACUUACACUCAAUCCGUCAGGGUGCCUAGUGCGAGUUUGCACCAAACGUCAUCAGGGUCAAAAUGACAUGACAGAUUGUACAGCGUCCCUAGCGGAUACUUUCAAGGACUAAAAUCUUCAUAGACUUUUUUACGCACUCUAGCGACGACGUUCAAUGCAAACUCGCACUUUGCACACAGAUUUUUAAGACCUAUAAAAUGACAGUCCAUAUUAUAGUCCUUCAAAGGCGAAAUAACGAUGUAUCUCGAGUUUUAUAGGUUUUAUUCGAGACCAGUUUUUUUUUAUUUAGCUAUUGUCUAUAGCUCUAGGCUUAGAAGAUACCGACUUAUA
Molecule: messenger RNA, 4039 nt
Organism: Ostrinia furnacalis (Asian corn borer)
Lineage: Eukaryota; Metazoa; Arthropoda; Insecta; Lepidoptera; Crambidae
Product: actin cytoskeleton-regulatory complex protein PAN1
Exons: 9
Coding region: 445-2700 (751 amino acids)
Biological process (GO): regulation of transcription by RNA polymerase II
Cellular component (GO): nucleus
Molecular function (GO): DNA-binding transcription factor activity, RNA polymerase II-specific
Source: RefSeq, a predicted model, not a curated record